Molecule: messenger RNA, 786 nt
Organism: Strigops habroptila (Kakapo)
Lineage: Eukaryota; Metazoa; Chordata; Aves; Psittaciformes; Psittacidae
Gene: SMIM29
Product: small integral membrane protein 29
Exons: 5
Coding region: 102-407 (101 amino acids)
Source: RefSeq, a predicted model, not a curated record
CACGUCACGCGCCGCCGCGUGGGUUCCGGGCGCGCGCAGCCGUCCCGCCCCGUGGGGCCGGACACCCGUGUCCCCAUGCGGGCAGGAGCCGGCGCUGGGCUAUGAACAACGCCACGGCCCCCACGGCCCCGGGCGCGACGGGAGACUCGCUGGUGGGCUAUGUCCUGGGACCCUUCGUCCUCGUCACCCUCCUCGGCGCUGUCCUGGCUGCGGUGAUGUACAUCCAGAAGAAGCGGAGGUUCGACCGGCUGCGGCACCGGCUGCUGCCCAUGUACAGCUACGACCCGGCUGAGGAGCUGCAGGAGUCCGAGCAGGAGCUGCUGGUGCAGGCGGAGGACGCCCGGGUGGUGCCUGGCUGGGGGGGGGCUGCGCCCCACCGACCCCUACGUGGGGACUGGAAGGCCUGAUCCUGCUGCAGAGCUGGGACCAAAUCCUGCCUGCAGGACCCAAGGGAGGAACGUGUCUGCACCGGCACCGCUGCCUUCACCGCCUGCCAGGAAGGGCAGGAUGUACCCAGAGCAGUGUGGUGAUGCCGGUGGGCGCUGCUGGGAGCGAUCCUGGGCCACGAGCACUGAUGAUAACGGGUGAUCUCCCACCUUGGCACCGAUUUUUGCUGAUUUCUUUUGCUUGAACUGCCCCACCAGCCCCUUAGAACACCCUGAGCGGGGCAGCCGGGGCUGGCACCUGGCGCGGGAGCAGCCGGGUGCGGGGCUUUGCGGGGCGCGGGGGGCACGAUGCCUGCGGGGCAGCAGUGCUGGAGCCAAUAAAGGUGUUUCUCUGCACUUG